This is a messenger RNA of Pocillopora verrucosa, 1279 nucleotides long. RefSeq names its product contactin-associated protein-like 5. NCBI's taxonomy places the organism in Eukaryota, Metazoa, Cnidaria, Anthozoa, Scleractinia, Pocilloporidae. The record is from RefSeq and is a predicted model, not a curated record.
AUGAACUCUACGGAUUAUUUCAAGAGGGUAGCCAGAACUUUCCCUGUUAUCCUUGGUAUUUUGCUCGGAAUCAGAUUAGCAUCGGUUUUUGCUUGCAAUGGAGACGAAUGCCGCAUCAUCAUCUUCGAGGAAUCGUUGCCAAAUAAGGCAAUUAAUGGUCACGUUAUCAGGAGCGAAGAGGUAACUAAUGAGGGGAGCUGCCGGAUGAUGUGUUAUAUGGAGCCUAACUGUGUCUCCGUGAACUUAAGACCCGUACAUGGAGGAAAAUACAAAUGUGAGUUGAAUAACGCCACAGUUGAUGAAAGUAAACUGACCUUCCUUGAGGAUUUGGGUGCUUACUACCUGGCUAUUGAGAAUCCCUGUAGUAGCAGUCCUUGUUUGAAUAACGGAACUUGUCAAGUUGGUUUUACCAGCAAGGGAUUUCGAUGUUUCUUUUUUCACGGACUUGUUGGAGAAAACUGCGGUGUGCUACCAAAAUCCUGCAGCCAUUUAAAAAAGCUCCAUCGUGAAGCAAAAAGUGGACUAUACAUGAUUGAUCCAGACAGUGAAGGUGAAUUGCUGCCUUAUAAGGUCAUGUGUGACAUGACUGACAAAAACGGAGUUGGCGUGACUGUCAUAAGUCACGACAGCGAAAACAGAACAUUGGUGAAAGGAUGCGAAGAUGCAGGCUGUUACUCGCGCAACAUUAACUAUACAGGAGCGAGCCUCUUUCAGCUUAAAAGUCUGACUGCUGUUUCCCUUCACUGCGAGCAGUUCGUUAAGUACGAGUGCUACCACUCCAGAAUGAAGGGGUUCGCCUGGUGGUUGUCACGUGAUUCGAAGAAAAUGACCUACUGGGGAGGUGCAAAACCGCGUCGUGACGUCGGUCAUGAUGGAUUAACUUGCGCAUGCGGAAUGAAGAAGACAUGUGCUGAAGCAUGCUAUUGUUGUAACUGUGAUGCGAAUGAUCCACAGUUGCGUGAAGACAGUGGUUUCCUCUCUGACAAGACCGAUCUGCCAGUCAGGCAGCUAAGGUUUGGAGAUACGGGUCAUAACAACGAGCAUGGCUACCAUACCUUAGGAAAGCUGAAGUGCUAUGGAACUGCUUAACUGUAAUGAUACGCUCGUAAACCAGUUUUAUCCUUUCAGGCUCAUAUACUGUGGAAAGUUAGAGAGAAUAUUAUGUUCAGUUUAGCUGACGUUAAGGUUGACUGUGGGCUCCCAAAAACCUGGCGUUGAUGUUAUUAAGAAGACGCUGUGAUUUUUAAGCCAGAUGUUUCUUCAUUUCUACGUUCAUGUA